AUGGCCCCAGAUCGCUUCGGCAAAAGCGUUUUUCUUGGGAAUAUCCCAUACAACCUUACAGAAGAGCAGGUGAAGGACAUCCUCAGCUCCGCAGGUACAGUUACCAAAUUCCGGUUGAUGAUAAACCCCGAGACCGGAAAGCCUAAGGGAUAUGGAUUUGCCGAUUUUGCGGACGCAGACGCUGCUGCUUCUGCAGUGCGGAAUCUGAAUGACUAUGAAAUCAUGGGUCGCAAGAUACGAGUGGAUUGGCCACAUAACAACGAGAAGGACUCUGUUCCCCCUGACUAUUCGCAACAGUCGCAGAUGGGAAUGAUGCAGGGGAUGCAGGGACAAGAUCAGUCACAGCCACCUUUACUUCCGCAACUACCUCCAGGGACUGACCUACCUCCAAAUCUCACCUGCCCCAACGCCAUCUCACAAACCCUCGCUUCCCUCCCUGCUCCUCAACUGUUAGACGUCAUUACCCAGAUGAAAUCACUAGUAAUGGCAGACCCAGCUCGCGCUACGGAGCUAUUGAGACAGGCGCCACAUCUAGCUUAUGCUAUAUUUCAAGCGCUAUUACUCAUGAACCUCGUCGACUAUAGCGUGCUUGGAUCUGUUGUUGAACAAGCUUCCCAAUCACAACCACAGCCAUCACAACAGACUUCUCAGAUACCUCAGCAAUUCCAACCGUACCCAUCAGUCCCAGGUCAAAUAUCAACCCCUCCCAUACAACAUACUCCUUUCGCUCCUCCUACGAUGCCCCCUCAACCCCAACAACAGUCCCAACAACAAGCGACCCAACCUCAGAUACCUGGGCACGAUGAACUGCUGCAGCAGGUGUUGAAUAUGCCACAAUCUGCCAUAGAUGCACUGCCGCCAACAGAACGAAGCCAAAUAAUGUUACUGAGACAACAAUUGAUGCAGGGAGGAAUGAGGUAG
Paracoccidioides brasiliensis Pb18 is the source of this 921-nucleotide messenger RNA. RefSeq lists its product as uncharacterized. The transcript has 2 exons. The record is from RefSeq and is a predicted model, not a curated record. Bases 1 to 921 code for a protein of 306 amino acids. Gene Ontology annotation, biological process: mRNA 3'-end processing. Gene Ontology annotation, molecular function: mRNA binding. Gene Ontology annotation, cellular component: mRNA cleavage and polyadenylation specificity factor complex.